AUGUCGAUACACAUCAAAAUCCUGCUGAUGAUGCAUCUCGUGGCCUUACUGCUCGACAGCUGCUUGAUGGCUCGCGCUGGCUGACUGGACCAGAGUUUCUGUGGAAGGACGGCCCGUUCAACGCUGAAUCACGAGUAGCGCAUCGAUUAGACGAAGCAGAUCCAGAAGUAAAGAAAGGAGUUGUUUUGUCAUCCAAGGCACACAAGGUCCAAGACUGUUUAAAUGUAAGCAGACUGAGUCAUCUUUCAUCUUGGUUCAAGUUGAAGAAAGCCAUUGCACGUUGCCUCCAAUGGAUGGAUAAACUGCGRAGACAGCAAAGUAAGAAUGGCGCAAAGAAACCGUCAUCCAGCCAAGUAUCAACCUACCAGAUGACACCUGCACUUAUUCAUAGAGCUGAGRAGACAAUCAUCCGCUGUGUUCAGGCUCAAUACUUCAUGGAAGAGAUCCAAGCUCUACGCCGAAUUGAUGAUAGCGAUGGAAAGGGAAGAAUGGCAGAAAAAAAGAGAAAAUCAGAGUUAAAGACGACAAGCAGCAUAUACAAACUAGAUCCCUAUCUUGACCAAGAUGGUCUUAUCCGAGUUGGAGGUCGUCUUGAAAAUGCACACUUGCCAAGUGAAGUACGCCAUCCUGUCCUACUUCCAAGGAAAUGUCAUGUGACUACGUUACUGAUUCGACACUACCAUGCUAAAGUGAACCACAUGGGCCGCACUACUACCCACAACGAAUUACGCCAAAGAGGCUUCUGGAUAGUAAGUGGAUCUUCUGCAGUAUCAAAUGUCAUCUCAGAGUGUGUAACAUGCCGCCGACAACGAAGAGCUGUUGAGGAGCAGAAAAUGUCAAGUCUUCCCAAGGACAGAAUGGAACAAGUCCCACCAUUCAGUUAUUGUGCAGUUGACUAUUUUGGACCAUAUAUCAUUAWASAGAGAAGAAGUGAGGUGAAGCGCUACGGAGUGUUGUUCACUUGCUUAGCUUCGAGAGGAGUGCACCUGGAAACAGCCAACAGUUUAGACACCUCGUCGUUUAUCCAAGCUCUUAGAAGAUUUCUAGCCCGUCGCGGUCCUGUGAGGCAGAUCAGGUGUGAUCAGGGCACCAACUUCAUUGGCGCUCGUAACGAGUUGAAAGCAGCAAUAGAUGAAAUGGACGAAGCUCGAGUGAGUGAGUAUCUUCUGUCCGACCAURAUUGUGAAUGGAUUCCAUUCAAGUUCAACACCCCCCACUCCAGUCACAUGGGUGGCUCUUGGGAGCGUUUAAUUGGCACAGUGCGAAGAGCCCUUGAGCCCAUGCUGAGAAACCAUGGAAAACAGUUGGACGACGAGUCGCUUCGAACCUUGAUGACAGAAGUGGAGAACAUCGUGAAUUCAAGACCACUGACCAGUGAUAACCUAUGUGACUCUGAUGCACCCGAACCCUUAACACCAAGUCAUCUGCUGACGAUGAAACCUAAACUGCUGAUGCCUCCCCCAGGAGAUUUCCAGCAUGCUGACGUGUAUAGCAGACACCGAUGGAGACGCGYCCAGUAUCUCAUUAAYCUGUUUUGGAYGAGAUGGCGAAAGGAAUUCAUCCAGAUUCUUCAGAUACGACCAAAGUGGAACAAGCCAAGAAGAGAGAUCAGUGUUGGAGAUGUAGUAAUCAUUAAGGACGGAGAUUUGGCACGCAACAAGUGGCCUCUUGCCAAAGUAGUGGAAACAUGGCCUUCAGAGGAUGGUCUUGUGAGGAAAGUAAAGGUUCUUGYUGCUGAUGGAGCUCUCAACCAUGAAGGCAAGYGCACUCGACCGUCAACGUACCUAAACAGACCUGUACAAAAGUUGGUAGUUCUACUCCCUGUAGAAGAUUAAAGAAGGACAAAUACCGGGGAUUCCCCCCCGAGGAGCCAUUGAACUUUGUUAUUACGUUGAACUUUGAACUCUUUAUUUGUUGACAUUGAAAUUUGCAUAUUGUAAUUUGUUAUACUGUAGUUGUAACUGUAGAACAGUUAGGGGAGCCAUGUCGCUACGGGUUCCCUGUGUGCGAGUGUGGGAUUCCUGUGUGGGGUGGGCGGCCACUCAGUCCGGAAAAGGCCCACUGUCUUGUUAUCUACUUUUGUACUUUAUCUACUACGUUGUAUGAAUUUUUCUAGUUUUUGAGAAAUAAAUGUAGCAUAAGACAAGAGUCUGCCUUUUUUCGAAACUCCAUCGGGGU
Messenger RNA from Exaiptasia diaphana, 2178 nucleotides. RefSeq lists its product as uncharacterized. Lineage: Eukaryota; Metazoa; Cnidaria; Anthozoa; Actiniaria; Aiptasiidae. The transcript has a single exon. Gene Ontology annotation, molecular function: nucleic acid binding. Bases 294 to 1835 code for a protein of 513 amino acids. The record is from RefSeq and is a predicted model, not a curated record. Gene Ontology annotation, biological process: DNA integration.